AUGGAAUCGUUUGUGCCGGUAGUGAACCAAAUGUUGGCGGAGUUUCAUUCGCUUCUUCGCCGGUCGCCGAUUCCCGUAAUGUCUCAACGAUUGUCGCAACUGUUGGCCAUUAAUAUGUUUGCAGUAUUUCACACAUCACUCAAAGACACAACGUUUGGCCAGAAUUGCCGUUCCCUUCUUCAGGAACAGGCCAUUCAAGUGACGCUCGCAAUGAUGUCGUUAAUACUCGAGUGCGCCAUAAACUCAUUGAAAGCGCAGACACAGUCGGAGACCAGUCGGGACACCAUUGGCGACGAUUUGGCCGAAUUGUUGCCUACCAUUAAGCUAUGGACCGAUUGGAUGUCCUGCCAGAAGCAGCUCUGGUGUCCACCGCCGCCGUCCUCUGACUUUAAGAUCGAGUAA
This is a messenger RNA of Medioppia subpectinata, 402 nucleotides long. NCBI's taxonomy places the organism in Eukaryota, Metazoa, Arthropoda, Arachnida, Sarcoptiformes, Oppiidae. The record is from the annotation of a GenBank genome assembly.